Molecule: messenger RNA, 1476 nt
Organism: Fusarium pseudograminearum CS3096
Lineage: Eukaryota; Fungi; Ascomycota; Sordariomycetes; Hypocreales; Nectriaceae
Exons: 2
Coding region: 1-1476 (491 amino acids)
Biological process (GO): carbohydrate metabolic process
Molecular function (GO): beta-glucosidase activity
Source: RefSeq, a predicted model, not a curated record
AUGUCCCUUCCCGCAGACUUCAAAUGGGGCUUUGCCACAGCUUCCUAUCAGAUCGAGGGCGCCAUUGACAAGGAUGGCCGAGGCCCCGCUAACUGGGAUACCUUCUGUGCCCAGGCUGGCAAGAUCGCAGAUGGCAGUUCUGGUGUUACCGCCUGUGACUCUUACAACCGAACUGCUGAGGACAUCUCUCUUCUCAAGUCCCUAGGCUCCAAGGCCUACCGGUUCUCUAUCUGCUGGUCUAGAAUUAUCCCACUCGGUGGUCGUAAUGACCCUAUCAACCAGGCUGGAAUCGACCACUAUCGCAAGUUCGUUGAUGACCUGCUUGAUGCCGGCAUUACUCCAUUCAUCACUCUUUUCCACUGGGAUGUUCCUGAUGAGCUGGAUCGCCGAUAUGGUGGUCUGAUGAACCGCGAGGAGUUCCCUCUUGACUACGAGCGUUAUGCCCGUGUCAUGUUCGAGGCGAUCCCCCGCUGCAAGAACUGGAUCACCCACAACGAGCCCUGGUGCUCAGCCAUUCUUGGUUACAGCACAGGCUCCAACGCUCCUGGUCGCUGCUCUGAUCGCAAUAAGUCUGACGUUGGUGACUCUUCUACUGAGCCUUGGAUAGUUGGCCACAACCUUCUUGUCGCCCACGGCCGCGCCGUCAAGAUUUACCGUGAGGAGUUCAAGCCCAAGAACGGUGGUGAGAUUGGAAUCACCCUCAAUGGCGAUGCCACAUAUCCUUGGGACCCCAAGGACCCAAGGGAUAUCGAGGCUGCCGAACGCAAGAUUGAAUUUGCUAUCUCCUGGUUCGCCGACCCCAUCUACUUUGGAGACUACCCAGCCUCGAUGCGUGCCCAGCUCGGUGAUCGCCUCCCUACGUUUACACCAGAGGAGAAGGCCCUUGUCUUGGGCUCAAACGAUUUCUAUGGCAUGAACCACUACACAGCCAACUAUGUUAAGCACUGUGAGGGUGAGGCUGCCCCCGAGGACUUUGUUGGCAACCUUGAGCUUCAUUUCUGGAACCACCGAGGCGACUGCAUUGGCGAAGAGACCCAGUCUACCUGGCUGCGACCGUGUGCCCAAGGUUUCCGCGACCUGCUUGUCUGGAUCUCUAAGCGUUACGGCUUCCCCAGAAUGUAUGUCACUGAGAACGGCACGAGCAUCAAGGGCGAGAACGACAUGCCACGGGAGAAAAUCCUCCAAGAUGACUUCCGUGUUCAGUACUACGACGAUUACGUCAGGGCCAUGGCUGAUGCUUCGCGACUCGACGGUGUGGAUAUCCAUGGCUACUUCGCCUGGUCUCUGCUAGAUAACUUCGAGUGGGCUGAGGGUUAUGAGACUCGAUUCGGCGUGACUUACGUCGACUACGAGAACGACCAAAAGCGUUACCCCAAGAAGAGUGCCCAGCACUUGAAACCCUUGUUCGACAGUCUCAUCAAGAAGGAGGAGAACGGCUUGAACGGUGUGGGCAAAGUCAAGGCAGGACAAACUUGA